Messenger RNA from Siniperca chuatsi (mandarin fish), 1379 nucleotides. RefSeq names its product troponin I, slow skeletal muscle-like. NCBI's taxonomy places the organism in Eukaryota, Metazoa, Chordata, Actinopteri, Centrarchiformes, Sinipercidae. The record is from RefSeq and is a predicted model, not a curated record. Bases 53 to 712 code for a protein of 219 amino acids. The transcript is spliced from 8 exons. Gene Ontology annotation, cellular component: troponin complex. Gene Ontology annotation, biological process: muscle contraction.
AGUACAAGAAUGGUGAGGACGGACAGAGGGGCUAUUUUAGUGAGCCACUCACAUGAGCGCUGGAAUCUAUAUAUCUACCCUCUUUCUGCCCUUCUCAUCUCAGAAAAAGACGCCUGUGAGUAUUUGUCACCUUCUGUAUAAGGGGGAGAAACACAGAACUGUAACCAUGUCUGAAGUGUCUUUGAAACCAAAGCCAAAGAUCUCCGCAUCUCGCAGACUGUUCUUGAAGACCAAACUGCUAAAGAAGGCCAUGACUAUGUUGGAGUAUGAAAAGCAAGUCAGAAAAGAUGAACGAGAGAGAACCCUCGCUGAGAGAGUCCCAGAGCUCCUACUGUCAGGCCUGUCUUUGCAGGAUCUACAGAAUCUUUGCAAAGAGCUACACCAGAAAAUUGAUGUGGUUGAUGAAGAGCGGUAUGACAUUAAUUCUAAAGUGAUGAAAAAUGAUAAGGAGAUACAGGACCUGUCUCAGAAGAUCUUUGAGUUGAAGGGCAAGAUGAAGAGACCAAACCUGAGGAGGGUGAGGGUGUCUGCUGACGCCAUGUUGGGAGCUCUGCUGGGCUCUAAGGUCAAAGAGUCUGUGGACUUCAAGGCCAACCUCAAGACUGUGAAGAAAGAGGAGGAGAAGAAAGAGGAAGUGACUGACUGGCGUAAGAACGUGGAUGCCAUGUCUGGUAUGGAGGGCAGAAAGAAGCUGUUUAAUGCGGGGCAGUAGAUUUUGUGGUGAAUUUCUUUGUGAAGGUGUUUGCUGCUCUAAAACUGGUGGAACCAGUGGAUCAUGUGACUGUUAAUCACUUUAUAACAGUGAAAAUGAAGACCAGGUUAACAAGUACGUUCUGGCACAGUUCAUGUUUCAAGUGUAUGUGUAAAUGGCAAUUUAACUGUAUGAUAAUUCAUAUAAUACAUACAGUUUUUGACAUUAUAUAUGAGGUAUUACGAAAAACAUAUGUAUUUAAUUUAUUAGAGCACUGUAUUGCUUUUGUAGUUUUUAUCAUCUAUAUGAAUUAAUGAACACGGCACCACUAUUGGCUGUUCAGGUCACCUGUAGUAAUGUUACUGGCUUACUUUUUGACAAUAAACAGGCAAGAAUCAGAGAAAAUGCAGAUGGGCAUAUUUGUCUGCAAUUAUGAAUCUGAAUUUGUCCAAUUUAUACUUUGCCCAUAUUGCCUACAAAAGCGUCUUUUGAAUUAUUGCCUUUGGAUGACAACAUAAAACAUGGAGAACAACAUUUCCGUGUAUUCUUGUAUUUUCAGAGAAUAAAUGUUCAUGGAGUCUCAUAAGGAUCCUUGAAAAUUAAAGUGGCAUUAGACAUUAUGAUGAGAAGAGGCAGUGUUAUGAAUUGUAUAUCAAACAAUAAAAUGUAAAUGAUAUUGCUCAGAGAA